This is a messenger RNA of Gamsiella multidivaricata, 2224 nucleotides long. RefSeq lists its product as uncharacterized. The coding region runs from base 133 to 2157 and encodes 674 amino acids. NCBI's taxonomy places the organism in Eukaryota, Fungi, Mortierellomycota, Mortierellomycetes, Mortierellales, Mortierellaceae. The transcript has a single exon. The record is from RefSeq and is a predicted model, not a curated record.
ACUGCAAAAACAGUUCCGACGAUAACACCAUCGAGAGCGUCCAGUAUCAGCCGGCCGUCUCUGGAUUCUAAAGGCGAGCAUUCGAAUGGGAUAAAGAGCCCAACCCUCUCAACACAGGACAGCGGAGUUGUCAUGCAAGGACGGGGCGGGAGACAGCCAGAACACACUCAACAAAGAUGGGAGAAUAUGACCUCCAUACCUCCAUCUACUCAGGGAUCCUCCCCAACGGUGAAGGCCAAAUCUUCGUACAAAUCACGAAGCUCAAAAGAACAGACACCACCCAAGUCGCAGCCAACGGUCAUCUCUCACGAAUCUCAUCCGCUGCUCCGGCUUUUCAUGAAUCACAAGAGCGCAAGCGAAGAGGACGUGUCCGCAUCGUACCCCAUGCUCUCCUCACAGGGGCCCCAUCUGGUCUCAUCGCCCAUGACCCUCACUAUCCCUAAUCUGGAGGAGAUCACCAAUGCCAGGCUUGCCUCUCGGUCACCUGUUCCCAACCCGGAUGCCAACGCGAUGCUGGACCAAACCCAGUUAUCGGGACUAAAUCAACAGCACCAGCAUCAGCCUACGCCAGGGAUCCGACCGGUUGAGUCCGCACGGCUACCCUUCGGCUUCAACGUGGCAAAGCCCUUCAGGUUCGACAGAAGACCUUCGGCACCCGUCUUGAUGGGCUCUGCUCCUGGACCGGACUAUCCGUUUCACAACCACCAUGUACUCAACCGUGGAGCAGUCAGCAGCUCGCCAUUGAGCUCACCUAGAGCGGUGCCGCCGCCUCCACAAUCGUCUAUUUUGUCGAGUAUGCACAUAAAGCAGGGAACAUCCGACUCGGAUGGCUCCACAUCUUUGCCUCCCGCCAACAAGGGCAGUUUCAGCCACGAGAUCAUUAUUCCUAGUCAUCUGCUUACUCAACAACAGAAUGCACGGCCUAGCUCCACACCAGCUUCGCCCGCCAUUCCGCCAACCGCUGUCGUGGCUUCGGCCUCAAAUUCAACAAGCGGUUCAAUCGCAGUUGCAAACACUUCGCUGGGCUCUUCGAAAGAUCUAGCUCGACUCACAGGGCAGAGACGGCCAUCGCCCACGAUACCGUCAUCAAUGGUGGGACUAUCGCAGCAGCAAUCGCAACAACAGCAACAACAGAACCGCGUCCUCAAUGACUCGCGGAGCAAUUUACCCCCAGCGAUUCCCCACCGCAAGGCCAGUCUGGACUUCUCGCAGACGGAGCGUUACUCCCAUCUACGUCCCAGCUUGCCGAUGCGGCCACCCAGUGCAGCGGCGGUACGGAGCUCGACUUUCCAUGGCUUGGAAUCUGGAUCUGGGAUGGGCAGUGCACACAGUAGUGAAAGCGCCAGCUCGGCGUCCGGCAUGUCCUAUACGGGAUCGAUUGCAGGAAUCUCAUCCGGUAUUGCUGCAUUGAGCAUGCAACCCAUCAACAUUAGUGAAGAAAAAUUACCGCCUUUCGGUCAUUCUCCCGCCCACCUGAGAAUGAUUAACGCCUUGCCCGAUAGCGCAUUCUCGGCUGCCCAUGAUCAACAUCGCGGUAGUAUUACCUCGAGCGACAAGGAUGGGCUCUCACCCGGUUCGAAUAUCAACAGCGAUCCGACAUUCGGUCAACUGAGCAACCCAGCUCUAACCAAUCAUGCUAUCUCAUUAUCUUCUUCGUCCACGUCUUCUGUAUCAUCCGCGUCUGUAUCAACCCCUGCUGCAGCCACUGGAGGCUUCACAACAGCGGGAUCUGGAUCAGGCCCUGGGGUUGUGAUGGCACGACCUGGUUUACGGACAGUUGGCUCGAGCGAAAACUUUGCAAGAAGAAUACGCUCUGCCAGCAUGUUGAGACGGAAUGAGGAGCAGGAGGGAAUCUCGAAAAGUAGCUUUCAGUCGAGUCGUCCACCACAUGUACUGGGCUCUUUCUCCGCACAACAGGCACAGCAGCCAACUUUGCCACAGGCCCAUUUCCAUCAGCAUCCAGCGUAUUAUCAACAACAGUACUCUUAUGCACACGAGUCAAACUCGGCAGAUAUCCACCGGUACAGACGCGCCAGCUCGCCGCGUCGACGUAGUAUCAGCAUGACAAAUCUGAACGGUGGACUCUCGGUCAUCAUGAUUCCUCCGAAAAAGGUUCGUGGACCGGUCAAAUUGACACUAUCCCGGGGGCCGAGAUAAGAUCAUGAUCUAUUGGCUUACUGACGACUGUUCUUUUCAUACCCUAUGCUUGUAUACAUUCAUACAU